This is a messenger RNA of Bursaphelenchus okinawaensis, 3248 nucleotides long. NCBI's taxonomy places the organism in Eukaryota, Metazoa, Nematoda, Chromadorea, Rhabditida, Aphelenchoididae. The record is from the annotation of a GenBank genome assembly.
AUGGAGGUGGACCACACUCCAUGGCGGAUCAUUCUCUACUUCUUUGACGAUCUUCGGUUGUCUUUCAAUCGUACCAUUGAUCACUUGGAGCCAUGGCAGGUGGUCAUGUACACCCUGUCGGUGGUACUCUUCAUCCAAUGGAUAAGGAAGGUGGCCAAGUUGGACGACGGAUUUUCUAUGGGAAGAUCGGUAAAUAUUAAUUUAUUUAAAUUAUGUUACUAUAUAGUUCCUUCACUGUCAAAAUGUGAUUACGCAUGUUAUCAUAUGUUAUCUUCGCCUUUUUCAGUACCAACAACUUAUGAUGAACUUCCCGUAUUACAAGGAAAAAGCCAAACAACUACGUGAAGCCUCGAGAAAGGAAAUUGAGGAAAAGUUGCUACGACCUGACCUGCAACGAGAGUUCUACAAGUUCUUGCCAGAGAAGGGGUUGGCCGUCUCUGAUAUCAUAACCGAAGCUGUCGAGUACAAGUCGAUGGGAGAUCCCUUGUUCGAAAGAGGACGUGUUAGUGGGGCUGCCUUCUCUGACAGCAACGAUGAGCAGACACGGUUGUUAACAAAGGUCAGCUCUUUUUCAUUUAUUCUCUUUUGUUCGAAUAUUUCAUAUUUUACCUUCAACAAUCAAGUGAAAUUUAAAUUCAAUUUGUGUCUCUAUUUGAUAAGAAUGAUAAUUCCAAAGAUAUAUGAAUUGUUUGUUUGAGUGAUUGUCUAUAUCAUUUUCAGGUAUUCGAGAUGUUUGCCUACACAAACGCCAACUUCCCUGACAUCUACCCUGCUUGUAGGAAGAUGGAAGCCGAGAUUAUUCGUAUGUUGUGUGCGUUAUAUCAUGGUGGUACACGUUCGAGUGGGUCUUUGGCUACGUCAACAUCAGAAACAGCUAUCCUGGCUUGUUUAGGUAAUUCUACGGCUUUUUUUCUUUAGAGGUAGUAUUCUUGGAACCAGAUUUGGCAGAAGUCUUUCCCACUUGUGAAAGUUUUCCUAAUCGUAUCAUACUGUGUUCAAAAGAUACCGUGUGUUUUGUAUCAGCUCUUCGUAAUAAUGGGCGCUAGGACAAAUGCGGUUUUUGGACAUUUGCGGAAAUGCGGUUUUUAGACACUUGCGGAUCUUCGGUUUUUGGACACUUGCGGAUUUUGGACACUUGCGGAUUUUUUAAAGGUUUUUUUUUUUUAGUUAAUUUAGUUAUAUUAUGGUACUAAAUUGUACUAAAGUUUGAAUUGGUACGGUUUUAACGUAACAGUACCUUUUUGGGCUUUUAGUACUAUUUAGUACCAAAAAUAUAAAAACAGUACCGAUUAAAAAUUUAGUACUAUUUAACAUUAAGAAAUAUUAAGACAGUGCCAAUUCAAACUUUAGUACCAUUUAGUACCAUACUACAACUAAAUUAAAUAAAAAAUAAAAAAACCCCUUUAAAAAAUCCGCAAAUGUCCAAAAUCCGCAAGUGUCCAAAAACCGAAGAUCCGCAAGUGUCUAAAAACCGCAGAUCCGCAAAUGUCCAAAAACCGCAUUUGUCCUAGCGCCUAAUAAUGAUCUUACAAUUUUUUAAAGAAUAGUUUGUAUUGAGAACAAUUCUUGUAGCCUACCGCAACCGUGCUAUGAAAAAGGGUAUCAGGAAGCCCGAGGUUAUAAUUGGUAGGAAUGGCGACGUUUCCUUUUUAAAUGCGGCUAAAUUACUUGGUUUGCGUGUUGUACAUGUUCCGAUGAGCGAGAAACACAAGCUCGACCUAGGCGCUGUAAAACGUGCCAUUUCGCGUGAAACGUGCAUGGUAUGUUCAGUUUGUGACGCAAGAGUUAAAACAAAGCUAAAAUACAAUUUAAAACACUAAGAUACAAAAAUAUGAAUAUAACGUGAUGGAAAUUUAUCAAAUACUUGAUUAAUAUACAGAUUGUGGCAUCGGCGCCCAGCUGUGUCACCGGUAUCAUGGAUGACAUUGAGAAGAUCUCGGAGCUGGCUCUCCGUUACGGUAUCCCAGUCCACGUAGAUGCGUCGAUAGGAGGGUUUCUGUUGCCUUUCAUGGAACAGUGCGACUACGCUCCUCCGAUGUUCGACUUCCGUUUGUCUGGUGUGACUUCUAUUUCCGUUGAUCUCCAUAAGGUAAUACCUAUAGACCGCCAGAGUUAUAUGCCUAAUUUUACCCAAUAAUCAUCUUUUCAAAUUCAGUGGUGUGUGAGGCAAACAGCAGAUAUAUUACACUGAAAGUAAUCAUCCUUAAAUUUAAAUACAGACUUCAUACGAAUAGUAUACUGUAACAUAUUUAGUACGCGUACACUCCCGUGGGAUCUUCUGCCAUUUUGUACCGAGAACAUUACUAUCUGAAAGAGCAAUGUUUCUCUGACAUCAAUUGGCCCGGAGGCAUUUACGUGUCCCCAACCUUAAGUGGCAGUCGACCUGGCAGUUUAGUUGCCUUAACUUGGGCGACCUUACUUUUCAACGGAAAACUGGGAUUUGUAGAACGAACCCAGAAGGUCCUGGAUGCUACACACUUCCUGAAGGAGAAGCUACAUGAUUCUGAAUUCGUGGAGAUUCUUGGAGAACCAAUGCUGGCUUCUGUCGUCUUCCAAAGCAAGAAUCCAAAGGUUCAUUCCCAUUUGUUGGGGGACCUCCUCAAUGAAUUGGGAUGGAAUCUGGCUUUUAUUCAGUCUCCAGAAGCGUAAGGCGGCUAGCUAAAGUUGUGGCUUUACUGUAUGAUAUUUAAAAACCUCUCAACCACUUAUGUUGUUCACAAACGAAUUUUCUAGGCUCAGAUUCACAGUGACGGUGAAGCAGGCAUCGGCUGAAAUUAUCGAUGAAUUCAUCGACGAUCUUCAGAAGUCAUGCGAACGUUUGGCCAAAGACCCGAACGUUGAGUCGUUCCCCAAGAAAACGGUUCGUUUUUUUUUGUUUUUCACAUCAAUAUGCAUGUUGAAGUUGAAAUUAAAACCUCAAAAACAUGUAGCUAACAGAUAAUUAUCGUGUUCUCUCUUCAGCAAGUCUUCUUUGGAGUAUCAGCAUCUUUCGUUGAUCGUGGCAUUGCCGAAGAGUUGCCAUCGUUGUACAUGGACGCGUUCUACGCGACUCCAAUGGUGCCACGUCGCCAAAACCGAACCUUGAGUAUUGAAGGACGGAAAUUGAGUCACAUUCCAGGUAUAGGGAGCGACAGGGUUUAAUUGCUUUUACAGGGUCGAACAGUUUCAAUCUUCUGGAACAAAUGAAUUCCAAUUCGGUUCCCGCGAAGUUCUCCAAGAACCUCGAGACUCAGGAAGAGGAGGAGUGA